AUGUUGUCAGGCUCUACAAACAUGGCGGCAACUCAAGCUACGAAUCCUUCACAAUUGCUCCCGUUGGAGCUUGUGGACAAGUGCAUCGGUUCCCGCAUCCACAUUGUCAUGAAGACGGAUAAAGAAAUUGUCGGAACUCUUUUGGGCUUCGACGACUUUGUCAAUAUGGUCCUCGAGGACGUGACAGAGUUUGAAAUAACACCAGAAGGUCGAAGGAUAACCAAACUAGACCAGAUUCUACUCAACGGCAACAACAUUACAAUGCUUAUUCCAGGUGGAGAAGGUCCAGAAGUUUAG
Molecule: messenger RNA, 297 nt
Organism: Nerophis lumbriciformis (worm pipefish)
Lineage: Eukaryota; Metazoa; Chordata; Actinopteri; Syngnathiformes; Syngnathidae
Source: RefSeq, a predicted model, not a curated record